CUGUGUUUAAGUGUACGAGCGGACCUGCGCAGCUCUCUACUGUAGAGCUUCCUGUCAAGUUGUCGCCUUUGCUGCAGAGGUUUUUAAAACCAAAUGGGUAAAGGAUGUAAAGUUGUGGUCUGCGGGUUGGCAGCUGUGGGGAAGACGGCCAUUCUGGAGCAACUGCUGUAUGGAAAUCAUAUUGUGGGGUCAGAAUCCAGUGGAACCCUGGAGGACAUCUAUGUAGCAUCUGUGGAAACAGACAGGGGAGUGAAGGAGCAGUUGCGUCUCUAUGACACCAAGGGGCUUCAGGAUGGCCUUGAUCUUCCAAAACACUAUUUCUCCUUUGCCGAUGGAUUUGUGCUGGUCUACAGUGUCGACAGCCUGGAGUCUUUUAAGAAAAUCGACAUAUUAAAAAAAGAAAUUGACAAGUCCAGGGAUAAAAAGGAGGUCACAGUGAUUGUCCUGGGAAACAAGCUGGACCUGCAGGAGCACAGGCAGGUGGACCCAGAGGUGGCUCAGCAGUGGGCCCGGGGGGAGAGGGUGAAGCUGUGGGAGGUGAGCGUCAGGGAGCGAGCCGCUCUGAUCGAGCCCUUCACCGUGCUCACCAGUCGGCUCACUCAGCCCCAGAGCAAGUCCGCCUUCCCCUUGCCUGGCAGGAAGAGUAAGGGCACCCCUGUCCCUGACGUAUGAAGAGGACAGAGUGAUCAGGUUCAAGCACCUAGUGACACACACAAGGUGUGCAAGCCAGGGAGAAUUGGACUUUGUGUAAAUAAGAUUGAUCAGUCCCAGAUGGGUUUGUGGGAGUGAAUGUGGGAACUUCUUAUCGUUAGUAGCAAGCAACUGCUUUUUGAGAGUAAGGAGGGCUACUUUUCAAAGCCUGGAGUUUUCAGAGUAGUUUGCGAAAAAGGUCUUAUGUAAUAGAGUGCUGAAAUAAGUUUGUAAACCCCCUAGGUCCGUCUGUAAUCUUGUAUGUUUUAGACCAAAUUUAGAUCUUCACGAGUGUCUGAAUAAGAUGAAGAUAACCCUAUUAAAUUUAUAACACAAAGAUGCAAUAUAGAUGUGGAUUGUUUAAUUAAAAUGAUCUAACAGUAAAUAUCCUUGUGUGAAUAAAUACAAGAACCCUUA
This is a messenger RNA of Lepisosteus oculatus (spotted gar), 1107 nucleotides long. RefSeq names its product NFKB inhibitor interacting Ras-like 1 (gene nkiras1). Gene Ontology annotation, molecular function: GTPase activating protein binding; GTP binding; GTPase activity. The record is from RefSeq and is a predicted model, not a curated record. Gene Ontology annotation, biological process: canonical NF-kappaB signal transduction; Ral protein signal transduction. NCBI's taxonomy places the organism in Eukaryota, Metazoa, Chordata, Actinopteri, Semionotiformes, Lepisosteidae.